AUGGCGUCAAAGAUCCUUGAAGCUGCCAUGUCCCAGCGGCAGAAUGAGUCAGGUAGCGCCGAGAACGAGAAGCUCUCGGAAAGCAUCUCCGGAGAUGUGUCAGGGCAGGUCUAUGGGUUGCUGGCUGCGCAGGCCCUCAGCGAGCUCGGUUUCUUCGAGCCUCUGCCUCCCGGGACGCCGAGCUCCCUGCCACUGCUGCCGGAGAGGCUGAAGCAGGAUUGCACUGCAGCCUUCCGAACUUACCGGCGGUUCACAGAUGAUGGCAAGGAGGUCAUCGAUCCGUACGACAUCAAAAACGCCCUGAUGUACGCUGGUAUUUUCGGGACACAGCUGAACCAGGAGAGGCUCUUCCCUCUGACAGAGGCUCAGUUUGUGCAUGUUGCCAACGAGGCGUACAUGACGCGCUUCAGUCCCAGGCAAGUUGCCCUUGCUGAGGAUCUCUUCGGGAAGUUCGAUGCAGACGGCUCAGGUGCCCUGGAGCUGGACGAGUUACACAUGGUAAUCCAAGAGAUGACCGGGGUGGAUGAGGCCGGGCUCGAGGAAAAGCGUUUUGGCUCCGGGUUUGCCGCAUGGAUACUGAUGAAGUCUGUCUCAUGA
This is a messenger RNA of Symbiodinium pilosum, 597 nucleotides long. Lineage: Eukaryota; Dinophyceae; Suessiales; Symbiodiniaceae. The record is from the annotation of a GenBank genome assembly.